UCUAUAUUUCUAUAUAUAUUGCCUCUCUGGAAUCUUUUAAUGUGUAAAAUUUGAUUUUUUUUUCUUUAUAGAGACAAAAGAAUUGUUAUAUAUAGCCCACCACAAAAUAUCUCAAAUUUUAUUUUGAAUUUUUACAAAAAAAUGUAAACAUCACCAAAUAUUUUUUAUCACAAUUUUUUAUCAUUGUUUUAUGUCAACUCAUGUGUAGUUCGAAAUUAUGAAAUUUUUUCGCCAUCAUAUUUAGUACAUAACAUAAUGUUAGUAUAUUGCAAGAGUUUAAUUUUUUUUACAAAGGAUGAAUUUAAUAUGAUUUUUUUAGUUCAUUUAAAUCAUAUUGCUAAAAAAAUUUUAAUUUGUGCAGAAGAGAUUAUUAUAAUAUUAUAAAUAUGAAUGCAAAAACUCAUUCAAAAAUAUUAAGAGUAUGCAUUAGUUAAUUUAAAAAUAAGAACAAAAAAUUCGGAAAUAAAAUAUUUAGAAGACCAAAAUUUAUUGAAUAUUUUUAAGAAAUAAAAAUAAAAUGUAAGAUAUUAUUCAGCGUGUGAGUGCAUAUAGGACUAGAUCAUAUUCAGCAUCUAUGCACAAAUAGUCAACUAUUCCAGAAUUGCAUUAUUUUGGAUCUAAUAACCCGCUUCAUUCUUAUCCUCUAUCUUCUCACAUUAACCUGUUUCAAAUUUUCAUUUUGCAAAGUUACAAAAAAAAUAUGGCUGAAGCUGUGAUUGAAAUUGUUCUUGGGAGUUUAAGUUCACUGGCUCAAAAGGAGAUUGGCCUAUUUCUUGGUUUUGAUCAAGAAUUUGAAAAGAUUUCCAGCUUGCUCACUACAAUCAAGGCUACUCUUGAAGAUGCCGAGGAGAAACAAUUCACUGAUAAAGCUAUACAGAAUUGGCUGCAAAAGCUGAAAGAUGCAGCUCAUGUCCUUGAUGACAUCUUGGACGAGUGUGCCACUAAAGCAUUGGAGUUGAAGUACAAAGGAUUCAAGCAUGGACUCUCUUUCUUAUCCUCUUUGAAUCCUAAACAUGUUGCAUUUCGUUACAAAGUUGCUAAGAAAAUGAAGAGCAUAAGGGAGAGACUCGAUCAAAUUGCUGAAGAAAGGAGUAAGUUUCACUUGCCAGAGACGGCUAGAGAGAGGAGAACUGGAGUCCCUGACUGGCGACAAACCACCUCUACCAUUACUCAACCUCAAGUGUAUGGAAGAGAUGAAGAUGUGGAAAAAAUUGCAGACUUUUUAGUUGGUCCUGCUGCUGAUUCGGAUGGUUUAUCAGUCUAUCCAAUUGUAGGCUUGGGGGGGCUUGGUAAAACAACACUUGCCCAAAGUAUCUUCAACCAUGACAGGGUGGUUAAACACUUUGAACUAAUAUCUUGGGUAUGUGUUUCAGAAGAUUUUAGUUUGAAAAGAAUGACAAAAUCCAUUAUUGAAUCAAUAUCUGGACAUGCUUGUGAGGAUUUGGAACUAGAUCCACUACAGAGAAAGCUUCAUGACUUGCUUUACAGGAAAAAAUAUCUGCUUGUUUUAGACGAUGUAUGGGAUGAAGAGCAAGAGAAUUGGCAAAAGUUGAAAUCUAUAUUGGCUUGUGGAGGAAAGGGUGCUUCAGUUAUAGUCACCACUCGACUUUCAAAGGUUGCAACAAUCACGGGAACAAUGCCUCCGUAUGAACUGUCAAUGUUAUCUUACAAUGAUUGUUGGGAGUUGUUUAAACAACGGGCCUUUGGAGCAAACGAGGAAGAACUCACCGAGCUUGUGGUCAUAGGGAAGGAGAUAGUGCAAAAGUGUGGGGGAGUGCCUCUUGCAACAAUAGCACUAGGAAGUCUCUUGCGUUUUAAAAGAGAUAAAAAGGAGUGGCUCUAUAUCAAGGAAAGCAAGUUGUGGAGUUUACAAGGUGAGAACGUUGUCAUGCCUGCCUUGAGACUAAGUUACUUGAAUUUGCCAAUUAAACUCAGACAAUGUUUUGCCCUUUGUGCACUAUUUCCCAAAGAUGAUAUUAUAAACAAGCAAUUUGUAAUUGAACUUUGGAUUGCUAAUGGCUUUAUUUCAUCCAAUGAAAUGUUGGAUGCAGAAGAUAUAGGCAAUGAUGUGUGGAAUGAAUUAUACUGGAGAUCAUUUUUUCAAGAUAUUGGGAAAGAUAAAUUUGUUGGCAAUGUUGUGAGUUUCAAGAUGCAUGAUCUUGUUCACGAUCUUGCUCAAUCUGUUACAGAAGAUGUCUAUUGCAUUACAGAGGACAGUGUCGCAACGAUGUCUAAAAGAAUACGUCAUAUCUCAAUUUAUAGAAGCAAGAAAUUUGAGGAAGUCAUCCAGUUACCAAAUACCAAAUCUUUGAAGACCUAUAUAUCUCGUGUCUCUAUUGAUGUUGACAAACUUUCACCUCAUUUACUAGAAUACUAUUCUUUACGCGUGCUUGACUAUAUGAAUAGGGAAAAGUUGUCAUCCUCAAUUGGCCAUUUAAGAUAUCUAAGGUACUUAAAUCUUUCUUUUGGCAACUUCAAAACUCUUCCAGAAUCCUUAUGUGAAUUGUGGAAUUUGCAAAUUUUGAAGUUAGACCAUUGUUCAUUCCUACAAAAUUUGCCUAAUAAUUUGACACACUUAGAAUCUCUACAACAUAUAUCCUUGAAUCAUUGCUACUCAUUAUCAAGCUUACCUUCCAAUGUUAGCAAGUUAACUUCCCUAAGGACUUUAACCAUGUAUAUAGUUGGAAAGAAAAGAGGUUCCCUUUUGGCAGAAUUGGCGCAGCUAAACCUUAGAGGUAAGCUUCACCUCAAGCACCUUGAGCGAGUGAAAAAUGUAACAGAUUCUAAAGAAGCCAAUAUGUCUGGGAAGGACAUAAGCCAUUUGCGGUUGUCUUGGGGUGCAAAUGAAGAAUCUGAAUUGCAGCAAAAUGUCGAGCAGAUUGCUGAAAUGCUUCAACCUCAUGCCCAACAACUUCAAUUUCUUGAUGUAGAAGGAUAUAGAGGUGAACAUUUUCCACAAUGGAUGUCUAGUCCUUCUUUAAAAGAUUUGGAACUCACGGAUUGCAAAAACUGUUUAUAUCUAAAAGAAGAGUCCUCUAAUGGUGGAAUUGCAGGUGGAUUUAUAGCUUUGGAAAAUCUAUUGUUAAAUAAGAUGUCAAAAUUGAUAAGCUUUUCAAGAGAUCAAGUUGCAGAAAACAUGUUUACAUGCCUUUCAAAACUUACAAUCAUUGGGUGUCCCAAUUUGUUAGGUUUGCCUUUUCUUCCAGCUCUCAAGGAGCUAAUUGUGAAAGGGAAUUGCUGUUGGGAGUUGUUAAGCUCAAUCCACAAACUCCAUAACCUUGAAUAUCUCAAUCUUGGAGACAAUGAAGAGGUAUCUUGCUUUCCAGACAAUAUGCUAAGUAAUCUUACUUCUCUUAAAGAACUAGUCAUUUGGAAUCACUCCAAACUUAAGUUACUCCCAAUUGAAACCAUUAACCCCUGUGUACUCCGGAGAUUGUCAAUUAAAAUUUGUGAGAACCUGGAGUCAUUGAAAGAUGAAGCAUUGCAAGGGUUGCAUUCUCUUAAGCAUUUAGAAAUCUUGAAAUGUCCAAAGUUCAAUCUUUCAGCAGGUUUUGGAUACUUAACAUGUCUUGAGUAUUUGGGAAUCGAAAAUAUCUCUGAUAUGAGUGGUUUUUCAGAGGCUUUAGAACACAUGACGGCUUUGCAAUCCAUAUCAUUGAGUUCACUUCCAAAUCUUACAUCCUUACCUGAUUGUUUGGGUAACCUUGGCUUGCUUCGUAAAUUACGUAUUGAUGAAUGUCCGAACCUAAUGUGUCUUCCAACUACCAUCCAAUGUCUCAGUGGUCUUGAAAGGUUGAAUAUCCAUAAUUGCCCAGAGUUAGCAAAUAGAUGUGAAAAGGAAACAGGGGAGGAUUGGCCAAAAAUAGCUCAUGUUAAGCAUCUUUAUAUAAGCAUCUUUACAAAAUAAGUAGUUAGUUAGUUAAUUCACUUUCUGUUACAAAGUUAGUUAGAGAGAAUUUGAAUUGGUUAUGCAUUUUUAUAUGUUCAUCUCUUAGAGACAGAAUUUGUAUUAAUUACUUACCGAAUCAUUGAAUAAUGUUGUUUUCAUGUUGAUUUCUCUCCAUGAUCCGUGUGAGUUCUUAGU
Trifolium pratense (red clover) is the source of this 4084-nucleotide messenger RNA. Its product is annotated as putative disease resistance protein RGA3. The transcript has a single exon. Lineage: Eukaryota; Viridiplantae; Streptophyta; Magnoliopsida; Fabales; Fabaceae. Gene Ontology annotation, biological process: defense response to other organism. Gene Ontology annotation, molecular function: ADP binding. The record is from RefSeq and is a predicted model, not a curated record. Bases 701 to 3907 code for a protein of 1068 amino acids.